CUGUGGCUUGCUCACAGGGCUGGGGGUUACUCAUGCACGUGUGCCCUCCUCCCGUGGGGCUGAGAGAGCGUGGGGAGCCCCUCUUGACAAGUGCAACCUCGGGUUGGUUCCAGGAAGGAUGGCAAAGGCAGCCCGCUCUUGCUCACUGGCCCUAUCCAGAGACAAUCCUGACUAGAGGCAGAUGUCCCUAGUCUCUGUCUCCCUUCUUCCAGGGGCUCUGAUGGUCAGGCACCCCAACUCCUGCAUUAACAAUCGGGGCAACCCUGGCCACCCACUGCCAGGGCGGAGACUGUGUGGUUUGUGACCUCAUUACAGGGACAGGCAGGUGGCCUGUCACAAUGAACAGGCCAGGACAUCCCAGGCCCUCUAGUCCUGUGCCUAGGAGCCAGGGCUACCCCUCAGACGUCAAUGCCUCGGAGUUGGGGGCUGGAACAUGCGGCAGAGGCCCCGACCACACCCUGCCAUUUGCCAGACUGUCCCGACCGUGGCGUUGCCUGAGCCGGCCUCCACAGCCGCCUUUCCCUUUCCCACCUCCAUGGACUUGCCCCAGAGCAGCUAGAGUCCCAUGUCCUUCCGCACCCCGAGCACGGCGCCCCGGCCCCCGCUGCGCUGCGAGAUGCGUGUCCUGCUCACACUUAAUGACCACAGCUUCCUGGUGCUCCGCAGCUCCGUCAUGGGCCUCCUCUCCUCCUGUGCUCAUGUCCCCUGUCCCCCACCAGCCCCAACAGGUGCCAAGAGGGCGCUCCCUGCCAGCAGCAGCCAGGUGUCCCACGGUCCUGAACCUGGCAGCCAGCCACUGAAGACACGCACGUUGUCAGGGAUGGCAUCAAAGACCACCACCACUAUCACCCCCAAGCGCAUCGCCCACAGCCCAUCACUCCAGAGUCUAAAGAAGCCCGUUAUCCCAAAAGAAUUUGGUGGCAAGGUCCCCACUGUGGUCCGCCAGCGCUAUCUCAACCUCUUCAUCGAGGAGUGUCUCAAGUUCUGCCCGUCCAACCAGGAGGCCAUUGAGAAGGCGCUGAAUGAGGAAAAGGUGGCGUAUGAGCGCAGCCCCAGCAAGAACAUAUACCUGAACGUGGCUGUGAACACCCUCAAGAAGCUGCGGGGCCUGGUCCCCAACACCGUGCCCAGCCUCAGCAAAGCCAGUGGCCGCAGAGUUGUGUCCCAUGAGGUGGUGCUGGGAGGCAGAUUGGCAGCCAAAACCAGCUUCUCACUGAGCCGCCCCAGCAGCCCACGGGUGGAGGAGCUGAAAGGGAACGCCUUGUACAGCCGUCUCAGGGAGUACCUGCUCACUCAGGAGCAGCUCAAGGAGAAUGGCUACCCCUUCCCCCACCCAGAGCGCCCGGGGGGCGCCGUCAUCUUCACAGCUGAGGAGAAGACGCCCAAGGACCCCUCCUGCAGAAUUUGCUGUCGCUGUGGCACCGAGUACCUUGUGUCGUCCUCGGGCCGCUGUGUGCGCAGUGAGGAGUGUUACUACCACUGGGGACGGCUGCGGCGGAACCGAGUGGCUGGGGGCUGGGAGACUCAGUACAUGUGCUGCUCAGCUGCGGUUGGCUCUGCGGGCUGUCAGGUUGCCAAGCAACACGUGCAGGAUGGCCGGAAAGAGAACCUGGAGGGCUUUGUGCGUACCUUCCAGAAGGAGCUGCCUGAAGAUUCCCACGCAGGGGUCUUUGCCCUGGACUGUGAGAUGGUGAGUCUGGGCUCCUGGGAACCUGGUGCUGUGUGAGGCCG
Molecule: messenger RNA, 1731 nt
Organism: Onychomys torridus (southern grasshopper mouse)
Lineage: Eukaryota; Metazoa; Chordata; Mammalia; Rodentia; Cricetidae
Product: RNA exonuclease 1 homolog
Exons: 8
Coding region: 566-1726 (386 amino acids)
Cellular component (GO): nucleus
Molecular function (GO): exonuclease activity
Source: RefSeq, a predicted model, not a curated record